Messenger RNA from Spirometra erinaceieuropaei, 801 nucleotides. The record is from the annotation of a GenBank genome assembly. NCBI's taxonomy places the organism in Eukaryota, Metazoa, Platyhelminthes, Cestoda, Diphyllobothriidea, Diphyllobothriidae.
AUGUCGGACGCUGAUGAGGAAACAGUUGUCGAUACCACCACGACGGACGUCCACGAAGAAUCCACUUUCGUUAUGAAUCCACUAGCGACUGCCGCUGGCAGUGGGCGCGGUUUUGAGGAGUACGACGGUAUCCAAUCAAGUGAGAUGGAAGAAGCGAGGAUGGAAUUUGGGCAGCCUAUUUACUCCGAUGAGCAACCCAACUUCCGCAUUCCCCUCACUCUGGCCCUCACACCCAUCACUGAGGUCUCCGAAUUCUCCGUUCACUCCUCAUUUGCGGAUCCAGAGACCGCGGCAACCGUGCAUUCGGGUUCCAGCACUAGCGCUUAUCCCUCAGCCACUCGAGCUGACGACAUUGUCUCCAGUGGGUGUAGUCCGGCAGCUUCUGGCCCUGCUGCUAUCCCACCCCUGCCUCCGGGCCUCCAAAGCAUCCAAAUCCCUCUGCUCCCUUCCCCACUUCCAUCGCAGCAGUCAGCCCUGCCUGUUGGCUCAGUCUCCAGUAAGUCCUCUUCGCUUAAUGAGUUCCUGCGCCUGGAGGAGGCGGCUUCUGCCAGCAGCAGCACCAGCAACCUGAUCGCCACAGAGGAACGCCAACUGCUCGAGGGUCAACGGGAUCUCAGUCUGGACGAGGUGGCUUUCGGCAUGGAGGAUUACAGUUCAUCGUUGGUUACGAGCAGCUCCAUUGAUCCCCUCAGUCUGGCACUGCUGCAUUCUGACGAGGUGGCCUCUGAACUUGCCUGCUCAAUCCCCUCCUUGUCGACUGCACCGCCCUCUUCGAUUCCAGACCAGCGGAAGAACUUGUAG